Zalophus californianus (California sea lion) is the source of this 3082-nucleotide messenger RNA. It is a transcript of the gene C13H9orf40, whose product is annotated as chromosome 13 C9orf40 homolog. NCBI's taxonomy places the organism in Eukaryota, Metazoa, Chordata, Mammalia, Carnivora, Otariidae. The transcript is spliced from 2 exons. The record is from RefSeq and is a predicted model, not a curated record. The coding region runs from base 378 to 959 and encodes 193 amino acids.
CUCCGCCACAACCCCCGAGCGCGCACUUCCGGCCGCGGGGGCGUUCGGGAGCGCGCCUCGCGAGUCUCCACCAACCAGCGGCUCCGCCUGCCCGGCGCGAGUACGCGCGCGCACAUUUAUGCGCAGGUUCGAAUCUCCGCCGCUUCGCGGUAGCUCCCCAACGUCCGGCAGUAGCUCGGCCGCAGUGAGGGCAGCGCGCGCGGGCUGCGCCGGGCCCGGCCGCCCCACCCACUCCGCCCGCCCCAACUGCCCGCCGCCCGCUCGCCCUGAGCAGGUCCUCGCCCGCCCUCGCGCGCUCCGCCCUCGCCCUCCGCCCCCGGAGUUAUCCGCGCUCGGCCUCCCGCGCCGGGCGGGCUCCGCCCGAGGCUCCGGAGCCCAUGGCCAAGCGGCGUGCGGCCGAGCCGCUGACGUUCCACGUGCCUUGGAAGCGGCUCCUGCUCUGCGACUUCCCCGAGGAGCCGCCGCCGCUCUGGAUCCCGCCGCCGGGGGCCUCCCAUCCCGGGCAGCCGGUCGGCGUCCCGGAGCUGCCCCGAAAGCGCAAAAUCGACGCGGGGGCUAUGACUGAGCCUUCAGCUUCGCCCAGCAAGCGCCGCGACGGCCAGGACAGCAGCGUUCCGGGCGGCGUGCAGCGUGAGGGCCGAGGCCUGGAGACGGGCGAGCCGCCGCAGCCGCUGCCUCCCGUGCGGCCCCCGGGGCCAGGGGAGGAGCCCCGGGGCGCCCGGCCCCCGAGGGGCGGUGGCGACGACGGGGCGGGGCGCACAGAGCCGCGGCGGGGAGACUGGGGGGCAGCACCGCGCCAGCUCAAUGAAGAAUUUUGGCAGUAUAACACCUUCCAGUACUGGAGGAAUCCUUUACCACCUAUUGAUCUGGCAGACAUUGAAGAUGUAGUUGAAGACAACCUGCCAGAAGCAACGCUUCAGGGCAAGGAUGAAGUGGUUGAGAUUGACAUGGAGUCCUGACAGAGGGGCUGAAGAAUAGGUUUCUUCUGAAUUUGAGGAGGCACCUCUUAAAUGAAUUCACAUAUUCUUAAGGAAAAAAGUUAUUUUCCAUACUUGAUGUGAUACCAUUCCCAAGCCUGAAAAAUGAGGAAAAGUUGUUUUAAAGAUAAAUGCCUACAGUCAGUGCUGAAACUUUCAAAAGGGAUUUGUCAAGGAUGUAGUGCAGUUACAGGGGAAGUGUUUUAUAUAUGUACUCUUAAAGAAAAAUUUGUGUUUAGACUCAAUUUGAAAAUACUGAUCUUAUAGAAAGGAAUUCUGACAGUUUUAGAAGUAGGUGGGGAACACUCAAAUAUUCCUCUUCUCUGUACCAAAAAGUUAAUUUGUGGUACAUGAAAUGAAUAUUGUUUUAUAAUAACUCUUAUUAAUAAAAUGCUUUCUAGUACAUUGUAUUGACUCCUCUAAGUUGAAUGGAUAGCUGACUGAAACAUCUAUGCAAACUUAAAAUGUAGGGGGUUAAAGGUGGUAUAGUUUUAAAAGAACUUUCUAAAUGUAAAGUAGUGAGAAUUUCAUUUGGGUAGCACGUUUGCAUAGUUUCCAGUGUUUGAUAUUUGUUGGGGCAUCCUAAAUGGAUAAAGAACAAUGAGGAGCAAAUAGGUGCUUCCCCCCUUUUCCUAGGAUGAAAAGAAAGAAAUUUAGUUGUAUUUCUUAAUUUCUUGGUUUUGAAUUGUUUUGACGGCAUGGUUUUUAUUGCUUCUAACUUAAGACUUGUUCUCAACACAGACGACACUUCAGAAACCCUUGCCUGAGCCCCACUGGAGAGACUCCCUUUAACUGAGAUGGGCCUUGGUUAUAGCUAUUUUUUUAAGCACCAGUCCUCCUUUUCCCCAGUCCUAAUGUGCAGACAACUUUGAGAACCACCAGACUAAUGGUAGUUUUUCCUAUUUAAAGGAGAUAACUAAUUUGAGAUGAAGCAACUCCUCUUAAUUAGCUUUGUUUUUAUUUUGCUCUUUUGGUGGCUUUGUUACAACUUAAAUUAUUGUGUUAUUACUAUUUCAUUGUUAAAAAAAUAAAGUAAGCAGUUUGUGUUUGAGUUGAGUAUCAAUGAUUAAGUUAAUUAACUUUUGUACUACAUCUAGAAUGUUGGCUUUGUAAUCAAGUAACUUGUCCUUGUAUAUUUUUUGUUGGUGACAGUAGAUCCAAAAUUCAGAAAGGGUGAUAAAUGCCCAUGAGAGAGAAAAAAAAGCCCAAUGUUUUUUAUAUAUCUGUAGAUUUAAGUAUGGGUUGACAUUAAUGAGAAUAUUCUAGAACAAAGGACAUGUACUGUGGUUAAGAAGGCUUUGGUGUCAGACAUGAUUCAAAGGCUUGUACUGCCACUUUCUACUUAUGUAACAUUAAGCAAGUUAUUUUUCAUCUUCAAGCCCCAGGUUCCUUAAUUGUAAAAUGAGAAACAAUAAAUAGUAUCUACCUCAGAGAGGCUAUGUUUAUUGUCAAGCAAUGUACUAAGUACUUUAACUGCAUCUUGUUUAAUUCUCAUAAAUAACCUUAUUGUAGGUUAAAAAAAUUGAGUAAAUGUGCUUUUUGUAGUUAUACUUAAUUCCACUUUAAGUUGCCACUAGAAAUUUCAGGAUAAGAAUUGGAAUUGAAAUAACAAGGAUGGCAAGCAAGUGGGGGAAGCAGUUAAAUUGCUGUGGAAAUAAAAUGGCAAACUUUCUUUCCCCUCCUGUUUGACUUGAGGGUAGGAAGGGGUCUGUGUUUGUUCACUGCUCUUCCUAUUGCCAGGAACAGUGCCUGUCACAUAGUAGAUAGUCAAUAAAAAUUGCAUGAGCAAAUUAAUAAGUGUUCUAUUAAUGGGCAGGUAAUGGCAACCAUUUUCUAGGAACAUAUCCCAAAGCUAGGCAUUUUACCAAAGAUGUUCAUAAAAAAGAUGUGUCACAGAGAGCAAAUAGUAAAACAUUGGAAAUAGUAAAACACUGGAAACAACGUAAAAACUAAGACGUGUCCACCUAAUGAACUGUAGGAGGUGGUCAUCUACUUUAACGAGAAAUUUCAUAGGAUACUACAUGGCAGGUGAGUGAAUAGGAGAUUCAAAGAGUGCUCAGAUGCGUUUCUGGCUGGAUCAGUUGGUAGAGCUAUGCAACUCUUGA